Molecule: messenger RNA, 4382 nt
Organism: Rhagoletis pomonella (apple maggot)
Lineage: Eukaryota; Metazoa; Arthropoda; Insecta; Diptera; Tephritidae
Gene: DopEcR
Product: beta-2 adrenergic receptor
Exons: 5
Coding region: 2154-3122 (322 amino acids)
Biological process (GO): G protein-coupled receptor signaling pathway
Cellular component (GO): membrane
Molecular function (GO): peptide binding; G protein-coupled receptor activity
Source: RefSeq, a predicted model, not a curated record
ACGGUUAAGUCGGGCGCGAAAAAGGAUACACGCACAGUGGAGAAUGCGCGCGCUUGCGGCAACGGUUGGUAGAGAAAAUUUCUGUGUGGCCGAAAAAGGCAAAUGAGCAGCAGCAGCAGCAGCAGCAGCAGCAUAUUCAACCUUCACUGCUGCAGCCACCGCUGCUGAAAAGUGCCAAAAAUAUUUUGAAAAAAUCAAUAGUGUAAAUGUUUUUGUUCGCGAUGGCGACGCAGCGCGGUGAAGGACACAAUUUUGUGCUCCUUGAUUUUUAAUUACAUUAAAAAUUUGUGAAUAAGUUUUCACCCACACAAGCAUAUUUCUCACCGAAGGCUGUCACCAACACCAAGCGCAACUCAACGUUUUGUGCUGCCUUAACUCUGAAAUUACAAAAGGUGUUCGUUUUGGUCUUAAGGGCAGAAGGAGAGAGAAAAAAUUUGGAUGAAUUUUUGAAAAAGAAAAAAAAUAUCUAAGCAAUAUAAUGAAAUGCAAUUAUAGACAGAAGAACAAACAAAGCAAAACAAACGAUCAAAUAUUUUCAAGUACCAAAUGCAACUAUAUUCCAUUGAAUGGAAAAACAACAACAACAACCACAACAACAAGAGAAAUACUUAGGUGCUGUGUUUUAUACAAACGUUCUAAAUAAUUCACAUACAUAUAGUAUAACUGCAAAACAUAAACAUUAAAAGUUAGCUAAUUAUUGAUUUUAAUUGUAAAAUUUUGCUCCAAAAAAGAAGCAACCAAUCGAAUUCUUCCAUUACCAAACGCGUGUAAAAUUAAAGUUAAGCCAUUUUUUGCGGCCGCCAUUUCCACGUCGUCGCCGAUUAAUUAAUUGCAUAGCAGUGCCAGCAACUGUUGCGUAGAGCGAGUAGCGAUACGUUCAGAGCUACCCGAUUCAUUUUCAGCAAUAUUUCCAAAAACAACAAAUAAAUAAAAUAACGUAUGCUUAAGAAAAAAGUGAAAUAAAUAUGUCGUUCGAAAAAUUUGCAAAUCUAUUAACUUAUGUAUAAAAAAAAAACUAUUCAAUAAUAAAAAGUGUGAAAUUUAAACUGCAAUCAUUUAGAACUAAAAUUAGUAGUAUAUACAAAUGUAUGUAUUUUUCGAUAUUCGUCAGCGCAUAUUAAUGACUAGAGCAGUGUCUAGAUCCAGCUUAACACAUACAUGCAUACAUAUUAGACUGCUUCUCGAACGAAACUUGUACUCUUUAACAAAGUGUUGUGAAUUGCGAUUAAAAUAAGGCAUUAAAUUAACAUUAUUAAUAAUAGAAAAAAAAAACGAUUACAUAAAAUGUUUUUAAAUUUACCGAACCCAAAAUCAUAACGAGUAGUUUCGACAAGUCUUAACGAAAAUUAAAGAAAAUUAAAUAGUAAUAAUUUAAAUAAAAAAUUUUACUAAGUAGUGAAUAUAAUCUCAUCGAGCUUAAGGAUAUUACCAAUGAACCGCACAACAGCGCCUAAUGCAAAUAACAACAAUUGGAGAAAUAGUGUUACGACAACAAAUGCAAUUAUAACGAAUAAAAAGCAAAAAACAAAUAAAGCACCGAAAAAAAACCAAAAACUUUUAAUAAGUACGAAAAUUCACUAAAAAGACGAAGCACGCGAAAUAAAUAAAGUUUUCCUCAACCUUAACCCUGCACACGCCGUUGCGAAGCGUAUUGCAGCACCUAACCUCUGAGCAAAUAUCUUCAUCUCUACCAAUAAUAACUGCACAAUCAGACAUAUGUACACGCGUAUAUGACUUUGUGAUCGCAUGUGUGUGCGUGAGUAGGGUUGUAGCACACAAUUUGCCAAGUACAGCCGUGUAAUAUUUGGCCUAUGUCCAAAUAGGCUUUUUUGAUUGCAGCACUUUGCCCUUAGAAGAAACUCGAACUAGCGUUGAAAUGUAGAAGUGCCAAUGCGCUAAGACAACAUAACUACAGGAACUACGAACGACGAACGACCUUCGCGUGCUGGCAAUACCCCGCCCUUUGCAUUACAUUGAAGUUGAAGGACGUCAACGGCCUAUCAAAGGUAUCACACAGCCCGUAUAAGGCAAUCGGCGCUGGUAUUAUUGAGGCACCGGAAACCGAAUUGCCGUGCAAGUGCACCGUCAGACUGCUGGCUAUUUACAUAAAUCCAAUAUGAAAGCGUCAUGAGUGAAUCCAAGGAUAUACAAAAAUGCAGGAAAUGAGUUACCUGCAAGAUAAUUCCAAAUUGGAGGCACUUACCAAGGCUGUACUCAUCUCCAUUCUAGGUGUUGCCAUAGUCAUCUCGAAUCUUCUCAUUAUAGCCACUUAUGCAAAUUUCAAAGGUCCCACAGAGGUCAUCAAUUAUUACCUUCUCUCGCUGGCAGUAGCGGAUCUGCUAUGCGGACUACUGGUUGUGCCGUUCUCAGUGUAUCCAGCGUUGACCGGCGAAUGGAUGUACGGCGACAUCGUAUGCCGAUUCACGGGCUACCUGGAGGUGACGCUAUGGGCCGUCUCCGUAUACACAUUCAUGUGGAUCUCGGUGGACCGAUAUUUGGCCGUCCGGAAGCCGCUACGCUAUGAAACUGUACAGACGAAAACCAGAUGUCAAUGCUGGAUGGUGUUCACAUGGAUCUCAGCCGCUCUGCUUUGCUGUCCGCCAAUACUGGGCUACACGAAGCCCAUCGCGAAUAAUGUGACACACAUUUGCAUGCUCGACUGGGGCAAUAUGGCUGCGUACAGUGCAACAUUGGCGAUUUUAGUUUUAGGUCCUAGCGUUAUAUCCAUAGUACAUAAUUAUGGUUAUAUAUUUGUAAUGAUCCGAAAACUGAAAUCGGGUGAACCCAUACAUGACAAAGAAUAUGCAACCGCAUUAGCAGAAAAUUUAUCGAAUCCUAGUCAUAUGAUGUCAUUCGUAUUAGUGUUUGCAUUCUGGAUGUCGUGGUUGCCAUGGAUGCUGUUGCGCUUCUACGAAGUGGUGACCGGUGAUGUUAUCCAAAGUACUCUUAUUCAUUUUAUGGUCGUCUGGAUUGGCGUGCUGAAUUCAUUUUGGAAAAUCGUCAUUAUGACCAGUAUGUCGCCGCAAUUUCGCAUCGCACUUAGAGUAUUUUGUUUAACAAUUUGCUGUAAGACUAAGGGCCGUUUGCAAGCAGAACUAAUCGGAUUGGACCCAGAUGACUAGAGUCGUUAGAUUUUCCACCGUAUGAACGGUUAAAUUAACUUUCACAAUUGGCUUACUUUUCAUCACUUUCCAUUCGAAGCAUACAACAUGUUUUUGCUUUUGUUAUUGGUAUUGGUAUUGGCCCGCUAUUGCGAUAUGGUCAAGAUAUAUAUAUAUAUAUAUAUAUAUACUCAAUUGUUGUUGAGAAUGACUUUAGAAAUAUGUAAAUGAUAUACAUAUGUAUGUACAUUUGUACAUUGGUAUGUGCAUGUCGAUAUGUACAAUCGAAUGUACAAGUAUCUAACUACACAUUCGGAUACCUGUCAGGCGAAGAAAAUGAUGUUUAAUGUAACUCAAAUGUGAAAUUUUGUUUAAACAAAUAGCCAAGUCUGCGAAAGACUUGGUAGCAGUGUUGGUCACGAGCCCAUUAUCGAUAUAUGUAGUACUCCUAUGUAUGUACGCCAAAAUUUAUACAAACAUACAUACAUAUGCACAUUAGGGUGUCCCGGAAUUUUGUUUUUUUUUUGCGAAAUUUUUAAGUUUUUCCUUUUGGUCUAAAUAAUGUAUCUAUGGUUGAAUUUUUAGCUAAGAACUUGAAAGUUAUUGUUAGACGACUACAUAUAUGUACUUCCAAUUUAUGGAACAUUUUGACAUUUGGCCGAUAUGAUAGCGCUCAAUCGUAAUAAAUCAACGUUUGCGGAUACCCAACAUCCUUUUACAGUUCAAAUAUUUUUAAAGAAUAUUUUCUAUUUUUUAUACCCGAACUUUGUUUCAAUCUAUACAUAUUCAUAUCACCGAAAAUCAAGGAGUCCCAUGACCCGUACCAAAAUCAGUAUGGCUGGGGGCUUACCGUACUGGUUCCUGCUCCAAAAGUGGAACGAAAUGGCUAGGGUAGCCUGAAACGUAAACACCGAGCACUCUGUGCCUGGCGUAGUAUGUUUACCAUCCAGCGAAAAAAGUCCGAUUAGGUUAAUGGGCCUUAUGCAUAAAAAGUGAGCUUAAGCUCAGACUCAAUUUUUGCACUGAAAGGGUGAGCUCAAGCUCAAGAAUUUGUACUGAAAAACGAGUCGGAGCUUAAGCUCACUUUUUAUGCAUGAGGCCCAAUGUUUUACAUCUACUCCGUCGCGCUAUUCGUCGCCUUGCCACCCCACAAGGAAUAUUGGGCAGAUUUCAAUCGAUAAUUCCCGAUUUCGACGACUAGCGUUGUAUGGAGCACCAGUAACGGUUGUUUCCCUUGCUGGAGAAUUGUUACAAGUUGAUAUACGUUGAUUAGACCAAAAG